UGGCAAAUGGCGUGUCGCGGUUAUACACAUGUAAUGUAUAAUUUGUGCAUUUUGUUUGCAGCAAAUUGAAGAUCACAAACAUAAACUGGGGGUUCAAAAUCUCUCGAGUCACAAGUACACGUAUUUCCUAAACACCAGAACCCUAAAAAUUAACGAUGUUACGUUUUCCCUGGGAUGUAAUCGUGUUUUUUAGUACAGCUGUCGUAGGAUUUCUUCUGUAUGUCGUAUUCACACGUCCUCGCGAGGCUUACAAAGGUUAUAAAAAAAUAUCAAGAACAUUCAAAGAUUCUAGCCUAUCGAUAGCUCUGGGACUUAAAGAAGACUUCCACGCCAUUCAAGAUAAGUUUUUCUCGGUCUUAGAAGUUUCUAAAGCCAUAAAAACAGCAGGACUUGAAACAAGUAAUUUAAUCAUUGGAGUGGACUUUACAGCGAGUAACGAAUGGCAAGGGAGGAAGAGCUUCCAUGGCAGAUCUCUACAUCAUAUUUUCAAGAACUCAUCCAAGAAGUUAAACUCGUAUCAAACUGUAAUAAAAACUAUAGGGAAAACCUUAGAACCUUUUGAUGAAGAUAAUCUAAUCCCAGUAUAUGGAUUUGGAGACGUAAAGACCAAAGACCAAAGUGUGUUCAACUUCAACUCGAAUGAUCAGCCAUGCAAGGGUUUGGAUAGCGUCCUGGAAGCGUAUAACGAAGUCGUACGAAAAGUUUCCCUCAGUGGACCGACAAGUUUUGCACCAAUCAUCGAAAAGGCUAUCGAAAUUGUAAGCAAAGACAGAACCUAUUAUAUACUAGUAAUAAUUGCAGACGGACAGGUCGUGGAAGACCAGGACCUCAAGACUAGAGAAGCCAUCGUAAAGGCAUCGAACUACCCGAUUUCUAUCUUAGUUGUUGGAGUCGGGGAUGGCCCUUGGGAUCGAAUGCAUGAAUACGACGAACUUUUAUCCGAAAGAAAGUUCGAUAAUUUUCAGUUUAUUGAGUUUAAUGAUAUUGUUGCAAACGCUAAAUACCCCGAUGCUGCUUUUGCCCUCCACGCCUUAAUGGAAAUACCAGACCAGUACCAAGCUAUCAAAAAUCUAGGACUUCUGAGAGAAAUUUCUGAGAACAAACAAAAUGACACCUAAAUUGGAAUCUGUAUUGAGUAUUCGUGUUGGUUUGGUUGGUGUAGAUAACUUAUCAAGAUACACAUGAAUAAUUUAUAUCUUCAUGUGUGUCAUCGUCUCCCAGGAGAUAGAAAAAAGUAUACCAUUCUUAUCAGAUGGUUUAAAAUCAAAAAGAAGAUUAAACAGGAAUAAUGAAAGCGUUUGGUAAACUAGAAUGUUUAUUACAUGGAAAAUACAUGUACUCAAAACUAUAAAUGGAAUAAUUAGGCCUAUUACCAAUGCAGAAUCCUUGGAAACAAUAGGCCAGGCACUUAAAAACUGAGUGUAACUGUACAUUUAUAUGAUUCGUGAAACAAUUUUCCCAAAGGGGCCAAGAUUCAAGGGGGUUAAAUGAGAGUUAAGAUAGAGGCAAGGGGCUGGGGAGGCAUAACACUUGACAUUAGAUUUUUGGCCUUAGUAACAUUAAACUGUAAAAAAAUGGACCCAUAACACUUAACAAAACCCCAUCUACACCCUCUAAAUAACAUGAAUUGUGAGUGUUUCAAUUUGAUUACUUUUUUUGGGGUGAAAAAUAUUAUGCAAUUAUAAUUGGACAAGGUUGAGCAAAAAAUAUAUUGAUUUUUAAUCAGUUAUUUCAUAAUUUAAUAGUGAUCUAGUAGUCGUAUAGACCUCUUGCAUGCAAUGUCAAAGCAGCUCAAUUUGGAUGACAAAACCAGAGAAUUUCAAUCCCAUGAGAAUUGGAAACUUAUCAUCAUUGUUCUCCGAAUUGAGCUACUGCAAGGUCUAUACUUGUAGAAUUGCACAAGCUCAAAAUAUGUUUCUUAAAUAUACUAGUAAGUUCUUCAGUGGAAAAUCACAGGCAGCCCAAUCUCGGUUUUUUCUGUAUGUAUAUUGCUAAAACUCGAUAUUUAUGAAUCAUUAUUUAUUAGUAAUAAAAUCGUUCAGUAGA
Molecule: messenger RNA, 2046 nt
Organism: Actinia tenebrosa (Australian red waratah sea anemone)
Lineage: Eukaryota; Metazoa; Cnidaria; Anthozoa; Actiniaria; Actiniidae
Biological process (GO): protein ubiquitination
Cellular component (GO): nucleus
Molecular function (GO): ubiquitin-protein transferase activity
Source: RefSeq, a predicted model, not a curated record